This is a messenger RNA of Podarcis raffonei (Aeolian wall lizard), 3998 nucleotides long. RefSeq names its product forkhead box protein J1-B-like. The coding region runs from base 2283 to 3506 and encodes 407 amino acids. Gene Ontology annotation, molecular function: sequence-specific DNA binding; DNA-binding transcription factor activity. The transcript has 3 exons. NCBI's taxonomy places the organism in Eukaryota, Metazoa, Chordata, Lepidosauria, Squamata, Lacertidae. Gene Ontology annotation, biological process: regulation of DNA-templated transcription. The record is from RefSeq and is a predicted model, not a curated record.
CCGACGACGGGAGGAGCCGUUGGUCCCCUCAGCUCCGGCGCCGCCAUCGCCGCGGACACGACGACCGCCGGAGCGCGCGGGGAGAGGUCGCGGCGUCCAAUGGGGGCGCCGCGUGGCGGACUGGCAGCCGUUGGGCCCAAUGGAGAGGCUGCUCGCCUCACAGCGGUUCCGCCUGUAGACUCGAUGGGGCGGAGCUAGACGGGGAUCCGCCCUGCCGCUGCGCGUCUUGGGAAAUGUGGUCCGUUCGGCGGCGGGGAGCGGGCGAGGAUGGCCUGGGCAUGUGCAGAGUGCUGCCUUCCCCUCCCGGGCCGGAUGGAGACGCGACUGAGCGGAGGGAACAGCUUCGCUCCGGACCAGUUUGUUUUUGUUGUUUUUAAUAAAGCAUAUAAACAUUAUUUUUAAGGGACAUAAGAUGGUGAAUAAAGAGUGUGCUUCUGCUGCUUAGGGACCCUUUGGGUGACAAGUUUUUCCUUUUUUAAUUUAUUUUUUCAAUUUACAAUAUUAGACAAUAAAUAUAAAUCACACACAAACCCAGUGAUCUUUUCUGCUACUUCCCUCCCUCCUGCGGUUUCUGAUUUUUCUAUCAAAUUCUUACUGCAUAUCUUAAUUUAACCUUUUUACACAUUUAUCCUUUUUAAUUCCCUUAUAAUCCUUAUGGCUCCUGUUUAUAUCAAUCCUGCUAAUGUUUUUAGUUAUAUACAGUUUAUUCUCAUAUGUCCAAUACAUUUCCCCCAUUCUGCUACAAAGGGUUUAUCAUCCUGAUAUCUUAGUCUUCCAAUAAGUUUCUCCAUCUCUGCGUAUUUCAUCAGUUUUAGUUGCCAAUCGUCUCUUUUUGGGAUCAGUUCCUCUUUCCAGUUUUGUGGGUAUAUCAUUUGGGCAGCCCUGAUAGCAUAUAUAGUUUUUUUCUGAUAUUUGGCACCCCGUCUCCAAGUAUACCUAAAAGGAAAGCUUCUGGUUUUUUAACAAAAGUUAUUUUAAACAUGUUUUCAAUUCAUUACAGUAUAAACAAAUUUCCAGAAGGCCUUUGCAACCUUUCAGAAUCACCACAUGUGAAAAAAGUACCCUCUUUCUCUUUACACUUCCAGCAUAUAUUGGAUUUAAAUUUGUCAGCUUGCUAGGCGUCAAAUAGCAUCUAUACAACAUCUUCAUGUAGUUUUAAUGUGCAGCAUGCUGUAAAUUUUAAAACUCCUUUCCAAAGUCUUCCCCACGUUGCCAUAUCAAUAUUAUAAUUGGGUGACAAGUUGAAUUAAUUAAUGGAAUGAACUCGCAGAGAGGAAAGAGGAUUGAGUUGACUGUGCGCAGGAGCCCUGGUUUAAGGUCCACCUGGGUCCCGGCUGGAAAAUGAACCUUUAAGAACAUCAGAAAAGUCCUGAUCAGGCCAGUGGCCCUUCCGGCGCAGUGGCGUCUGCUCUCACAAUGGCCAGGGAGAUGCCAUGGUGUACAAUGGGAAACCUGCAAGCAGGAUCGCAGCGCACGAGCCCUCUUCCCUCCUUCCCUCCCAGCAACUGGGAUUCAGGAGCCACCAACAGCCCUAUCCUCCGCGAGUUUGCCCCAUCUUUUAAAGCCAUCCAAGUUGGCCUCCUGUGGCAGUGAGUUCCAUAGCUGAGCCGUGUGUUGUGGUUUAUAUGUGCAAUCUGCUUUUAGGUACCCAGGACAGAUGCCACGGAGGCCCCGCCGGGGAGACCCGUGAAGGCAAAAAGGCUGCCUCUGCUGUGUGCGCGCCAUGCCCCUUGGGCACCUCUGUCCCACCCCCGGAGCUGCUGCUCUCCCGAUGUUCCGACCUCCCCUUGGCCCCAGAGGUGCUACGAAGGGCCCUCUGGGGCAGGACUCGGGCCAGGCAGCCAAGAGGAGGCGUAACAAGGCAGACAGGCUGCCUGCAGCUGCUUCUUCAGGCUCCCGGGAGCCACUUUUGGGACCCCAAAAACUUCCCAGCACCUGGGGAUAUUGCGCGUAACUGCCUCCUUUUCUUCCCGCAGCGCAGCAGCUUUCACAAGGUGGCGGCGUGUGGCGGCGGCUGAGACAAAAGGUGGCCUCGACAGCCAAUGAAAUGUGGGGCUGGCGGGGGGGGGGCGGCGGGUGGCAGCCUGAACAGGUUGCUUCUCUCCAUCGCCUGCAAAGAGCCAGCCGGACGCGCCACUCUCCCCUGGCGCUCGCAGAAGGCGGCCCACACCUCGCCUGUUGCUGCGGGGCAGCAGGAGAAUUUCCCGUCCGACGCCCCCGACGCCUUGCCUAUCCCUGGCCCUGCGGAAGAAAAGGACGGCAUCUGACUCGGGCCGGGGAGAAUGUCCCUCGUAAGGCCCAAGACGGGGCGGCAGCAGCAGCAGCAGCUGGGCGCAGAGCCCUGGGGCGCUUCCUGCGGGGCCGGCGCCGUGGACGACAGCCUCACCAACCUGCAGUGGCUGCAGGGCUUCUCCUUCCUCCCCGCCAGCCCGGAGAAACCUUCCUCUGCCAGCCUCCUGGGCCACCCGCGCCUCCUGCAGCAGGGCUCCUACGCGCCAGCCAGCCCGCCCGCCGGCGACACAGCGGCCAUGGGGGCGCCCACGGGGAUGGGCAAACCCACCAGCUCCAGCUCCUCCCUGCAGCCCCUCGCCCCCACCCCAGAGGCGGUCGACUACCGGACCAACGGGCAAGUGAAGCCCCCCUACUCCUACGCCACCCUCAUCAGCAUGGCUAUGCGGGCCAGCCCAGAAGCCAAGCUCACGCUCUCGGCCAUCUACGCCUGGAUCACCGAGAACUUCUGCUACUACCGCCACGCAGAGCCCAGCUGGCAGAACUCCAUCCGCCACAACCUGUCCUUGAACAAGUGCUUUCAGAAGGUGGCGCGGCAGAAGGAUGAGCCUGGCAAGGGGGGCUUCUGGCGGAUCAACCCCCAGCACGCAGACAGGUUCAUCGACGGGAUAUUCCGGCGGAGGCGGGUGCCAACCUUUCCCUGCAUUUCGGCCACUCAGGCAACACCCCCCUUGCCUGCCUCCGGUGCAGAGCUGGGCUGCUUCCGAGGGAGGGGACGAGGCCCCCUGCAAGAGGACCAGGCGCCCCGGCUUCCUGGGGGGCAGCGCCACCCUGGUAAGUGCAAGCAGCCAGGCCAGGGCACCAGCAAGGCUGCUUGGACCGGUGCCCGCUCGCCUCUGGCCUCUGUGGGCAGAGAGGGGGUGGCUCUGCCGGGGGACCUCAGCUGGGCGUCUGUGUUGGAGGACACCUUCGUUGGCAGCGGGAGCAGCAUUGAGGACCUGGAGCUGACGGCAGCCCUCGGCUCCCUGGCCGCCGAGGAGGUGGUCCUGGCCUCCUCUGACCAGCCGGUCAGUCCUCUGAGCCAAGAGGGUCCCCCUCACCCUGUCCCAGCCCUGGUGGAAGACUUGACGCUGUAUGCCGAGCCCCUGGGCCAACCGUGGGGGGAGGAGGAAGCAGCCACGGAGCCGCCCCUGGGACCCCCCUGGGCCUUUGAGGAGGAGGGCGGCACCUGCUUUGUCGAGGGCUUCCUAGCCGAGAUGCAGCCGUGGGAAGCAUGAGCUCUGCAGGCCCCCAAGAGGCAAUGAGAAGAUGCAGCAGAAGCAGAAGUGGCCUUGGUUUGCAGCUGACCUCUGCCAGGGGCGGGCAGCCCUGCCCCAGAGGAGAGAGGCUGGGGGUGUCCGCCCUAGUCGUAGCCUUGCUUGAUGCAAGUCAUGCUGUGGUGUGUAUGGCAGCAGGUCGCAGAGCGCCUGUAUUCCCAAAUGUCAAAAGGCACAACAGAGCUCCGUUAGAUCGGGAUGUACAGCUUUUUCUGAAACUGGUGAGCACUCUCUCAGAGGUGCAAGGAUGGGCAAAGUGGGUCUGCCAAAGGGCUGGGGGCCAAGAAACCAGGGGAAAGGGGGCACUUCUCGUCCUCUCCCUAUUCAGAAGACUUCAAGGCCUCCCCCUCCUUCCCUUCCUGUGCACGCAAAACCAAUAUCCUUUUUCCAAAUCAACUUUGGCAGCACAAUGUUUGUAAGUAAAUACAUGCAAAUAGUUUUGUCUGAGAGCAG